This is a messenger RNA of Hippocampus comes (tiger tail seahorse), 336 nucleotides long. Its product is annotated as ral guanine nucleotide dissociation stimulator-like 3. The annotation marks the transcript as partial. The record is from RefSeq and is a predicted model, not a curated record. The transcript is spliced from 2 exons. NCBI's taxonomy places the organism in Eukaryota, Metazoa, Chordata, Actinopteri, Syngnathiformes, Syngnathidae.
ACUCCGUGGCAGUCAAUGAUAUCUCACAAAAGCCCCGAUCCACAGAACCCAGUGCAGGAGUGGGGUGAAGAAUCGGAGGACGGUGCCGUUUACGGGAUCACGCUGCACCGCGUCCCCGUCCCCUCCUCGCCCUCCCGCUCCAAUCCAUCGGGCGCGUUCGUCCAGUACCGCACCAACAAAGUGCGGCGUCUGAAGGCCGCUCGUCUGCAAAUGCUCGUCAAUCACCUCCUGGAUGCCGACCGUCUGGAACAGGACUACGGCAGGAUCUUCCUCUCCACGUACAGAACCUUCACCAGCACGGCUAAACUCUUAGAGCUCACCUUCCAAAGAGACAGU